Molecule: messenger RNA, 2415 nt
Organism: Mugil cephalus (flathead mullet)
Lineage: Eukaryota; Metazoa; Chordata; Actinopteri; Mugiliformes; Mugilidae
Gene: adad1
Product: adenosine deaminase domain containing 1 (testis-specific)
Exons: 13
Coding region: 207-1913 (568 amino acids)
Biological process (GO): RNA processing; adenosine to inosine editing
Cellular component (GO): cytoplasm; nucleolus
Molecular function (GO): double-stranded RNA binding; double-stranded RNA adenosine deaminase activity; tRNA-specific adenosine deaminase activity
Source: RefSeq, a predicted model, not a curated record
GGAACAUUUUUUAAAAAAUAAACAGAAAAGUAUAACAAGUUCAGCUUUUUUACCUGUCAAGUUUCCCGUCGAAAUGCUGAAGUUACAUAUUGAAACUGACACCGCGAAAAAAGUCCCGUUAUGGUCGCAGCAGUUUUAGCGGGUUCUUUUUUUGUGGCUGUUGUCGGUUCUCUCUCUUUUCCGCUUAUUUCCUGAAAGCUGGCAGGAUGUUUCCGGCUGGUGGAUCAUUUGACGUUGCCAGGGGAGCCUGUUUUGCGAGGAUGCUGACGAAAAACCGUCCCUCUACAUCAGGCCAGACCCAGUCGCACAAACCUCAGUCCGCCUCGACGGGUUCAAGGGAAUGUGUCUUUGACCGAAAAGGGAAAAGAAACUUCAAGUCGGGUUAUCCUUUCAGACCAGAAGUCCCGCCGUCUGUGCUGAUUAACAAAUACAAGUCUGGUGAGACACAUGCCGUGUCUUUGCUCCAUCAGCUCUCCCAGACUUUGAAGUUUCACCUGGAAAUAAAGGAGACUGUAAGCACAGGUAACGUACCAGGACUUUGUUUUGCCUUUUGCGCUGUGAUUGAUGGCGUCGAGUACAAGACUGGCAUGGGCAUAACCAAGAAGGAGGCUAGGCUCCGAGCAGCAGAACUCGCUCUGCAGGACUUGCUUCCCUCCUUGGAAAGUCUCAAAACUAUCCUCCCCAAGGUUCCAGACGUCCCUCCACUUCUGCCAGUAAAAAAUGAGCCUUCAGUCACUGAAGCCCAACCUUGGAGAGCAAUUCCUGAAAGGAAGAAUUCUGUCAACCUCCAGAUUCCGCGUGCCGUCAGUGAUCAGCUCAUCAACCUGAUGAACAGCCACCCAGAAUUCUCUGACUGCACAGCCACCACAGCAGCUUUCGUUCUUCAGACUGCCAACAGAUUUGAGGUGGUUGCCCUCGGCACUGGGGACUUUAACACCAAAGAGAUCACCCUGUCGAAUGGACGGAUUGUACAUGACUCACAUGCAGUUGUCACUGCGAGGAGAUCUCUGAUGAGGUUUCUGUACCGGCACUUGCUGAUGUUUUACAGCAGAAAUGACAAUUUGAUGAAGAAGUCGAUCUUCCAGCAGAACGGCAGCAGCAGCAGCAGCAGCAGCCUCCUCAGCUUGAAGAGCGGAACCACCCUUCACCUUUAUGUGAACCAACCACCGAAGGGUGCCGCUCAGGUCCCCUCCAAACUGCGCCUGAAUCCACUGUCCAUUUCAGCCUGGGAAGUAAACAAUGAGAUCAGCCUACAUCUGUCAGUGGAGGGCAAGGUGUUCUCCGUUUUUUCGUCCGUCCUCGACCACUCUGCCUCCAAGGUGGUCAGCAUGUCCACCACGGACAAGAUCACCCAGUGGCAGGUCCUAGGCUACCAGGGGGCCUUGCUAAGCCACUUCAUCGAGCCCAUCUAUGCCCAAAGCAUCCUUAUAGGUGACUCUGACUGCAGUGAGAUUCGGGGCAUGGAGAUCUCCGUGAGCCAGCGUGUGGAGGGCAUCACAAGUCAGCUGCCCAUGUUCUACUGCAUGAUGAGGCCUCACAUCAGCCUGGUGCCUUCGGUGGCUACCAACAGCCCAGGCAGGUGCCAGCUGACCCAUGGCAUCAACUGGAGUGAAGGGGACAGCUCGCUUGAGGUUGUGGACGGACUGGAGGGAAAAACCAUAGAGCAAUCCCCCUUUAAGAGUGGUUCUGCACUGGCAAGCCGCUUGUGCAAAGCAGCGAUGCUCCACCGCUUCAAGUUGGUGGCCAAAGAAGCCCAGAGGCAGGACCUGCUGGCCACAAGCUCCUACCGAGAGGCCAAGAGGAUGGCAAAGCCGUACCAGGAGGCCAAGAGUGUGCUGCGGGCGUACCUGUUUCAGCAGGGCUUCGGUUCCUGGCUUGACAAGGUUUCUGUCGGUGAUCACUUCAGCAUGUGAAUACAGCCACACUGUUACCAAAAAAGAAAAAGAAAAUACAAUAAACAAUGUUUGUUUAAAACAAAACAAACAAAAAAAGGCGUACACCGACAUUUUGUUAACGAGGAGCACUUCCUGCUGUGGGACCUGACUAUUCUGGUCAUAAGAAAGUUUGGGUUUGUGGAAGACUCAGAAUCAGUCCCUGUUCAUGUGUUAAGAGACGUUUGCGUCCUGAGAUUCCCAGAAGAGGAAUACAAAUAUUAUAAGUUGGUAUAAAUGUGGAAUAUUUGAUGCAAAGCACACGAGCCCACAACGGAUCUUAAUCAGGAUAAUAGUUCUGCUUCUUCAGUUGUUACAUUUCUGCAAAGACGGUGCACGUGUUUCAUUUAUAAUGAACAGAGAAUGGUAUAAUCCAAACGUUUCUGUCCAUCUUUUGAACUCUGUUUGUGGUUGUAAAGGCCCUGAAGUAGCACAGGUGUGUUUUGUUAUAACUGUUUCAUGAUAAAUCUUUUUGCAUGAUCUA